Molecule: messenger RNA, 985 nt
Organism: Leptomonas pyrrhocoris
Lineage: Eukaryota; Euglenozoa; Kinetoplastea; Trypanosomatida; Trypanosomatidae
Exons: 1
Coding region: 272-985 (237 amino acids)
Source: RefSeq, a predicted model, not a curated record
GUCGGUGACAGUGCGUUCAGGCAUUGCAUAAGCACGCCACUGCACACGUAAAAUUCUUGAACCUUACAUGCAUAUCGAAACAAACGAUUCCUGCUCCGCUCGGCUGCAGGUGAACUGUGCCUUCUAUUUUGUUAUUAUUGUCUCCGCGUCCGGUUUCGAAUCCUUUAGAAAGCAACUCGAAGGUAUCAACUUCGAAAAUCAGCGCCACAACGCACCCGAUCCAAGUUGUAUUGACGUCUCGAAACGUCUGUAAACUCGCAUAGCAGCGAACAUGGAAGGCGCAUUCAGCAGCAGCGAUGACACCGCAAAUGGCUUACAAUGGGAGUGGUGGAUGCUGGUUCUUAUUGGGUUCAUCGGGUCUGCCGUGGUAGUGGGUCUGAUUGUGGGUGUUUUAUGCCUCGUCUGGCGCUGUUGCCCUCGCCGCUCAAGUCGUGAGUGCAUUCAGAACCCACUACAAGUAAAAGCGCAUACCACCUCGCCGGUGCACAGAGAGCGCCGUACAUCAGUGCCGUCGCAGAUCUUAUCGUUUGAGAGCGAGGCCGAAGUAGGCGCGGCACCGUCGUGUGGCGGCUCAUACGCAGAGUCAACCCUUGACUUCAACCCCGUCUCUGUAUGGAAAGAUUGGGCGGAGGAGGGGGAGGCGGCGAAUGUGGUGAAUCGAUCCCCCUCGCUUAGUCCACUGCCUCCCUCGGACAGGGCGGCUGCAGAGGCGGCAGCAGGCACCCCUGCCGCGUCCACUGAAGGGACCUCAUCUUUGUUCAGCAUGAACGUCUUGGAACGCUCUGCGCCGCCGGAGGACUUCUUUGCCGCCGUGAGGAGCGGCGAGAGUCCGAAGAAACGAGUGCGGCGGCAUCGCAGUGUUUCUUCUCUCAUGGAGAUGGGUCUCUCGCAUGAUGAGAGUCUGCGACUGCACCUCAUGCGGCACUCCAACACCUCUGAUCCGGCAUUUGGCACUUUUGUGAAGUCCUCGCAUAGUAAGCAUUGA